Molecule: messenger RNA, 1508 nt
Organism: Fomitiporia mediterranea MF3/22
Lineage: Eukaryota; Fungi; Basidiomycota; Agaricomycetes; Hymenochaetales; Hymenochaetaceae
Exons: 6
Coding region: 460-1401 (313 amino acids)
Molecular function (GO): transmembrane monodehydroascorbate reductase activity
Source: RefSeq, a predicted model, not a curated record
CCAUUUCACCAGGACCUCAUCUCACGGCAAUCGAGCGCUCUCGUCUUCAACCCCUAUCAUUCGACCACGUCAGCGUUUCAUAGCUUUCAGAGCUAUAGCUGUGUGUGAGCAAGUUGACGGGCAGCGGAACCGGACGUGCGACUGAUCGCUCAGGAACACAUUCACUGUCUCGCUGAGUGCCAUUGGGAAAGUGGCAAAGCCAUAACACGCGAUAGGUCGGAUUCGGAAGACGGCAGUGCAUUGCUGCGGCCGUUUCCCCGUCUUGCGUGCCUCUCCAAGCGCUUAUAAUCAUUCACAACCAAACUUAGCUCUCCAUCUUGCACGAUACUUGCUGUGUUCUGACCGGCCGCUCACACGGAAGCAAGACGUUUCAUGACACCUUUCCCACAUUGAAACGCUAGGUCCCGCAACUUAGGUGUGAAAUAGUUGUAAUAAUAUAAUAUGAAAGCUGGGAACAAGAUGCCCGAGGCUGCGUACAAACCCCUCCCACAAGCCCCUCCCCCGUCUGAACCGCUCCUUGCAGACGAGACGGACGCGGCUGACCCACACGAUCUGGACUUACAAAAUCGACAUCAUCAUCAUCAACGCCAGAACCUGGCUUAUCGAUCGGAUUCGCCGUCACCUUCGCCGUACGUAGACGAUCCGAAGGUUGGACGGAGAUUUGAACCGCUUGAGAUGUCCGCGGAACUGAGUUUCGGAGGCGGACCGGGAGGUGUUGAGGCUGACCUCGGUGGUAACUCCACCCCUGUGAAGGAGGAACGAAAGGGAGACAAGAUUGGGUUGUAUGUCACAUUGGCAUCCCUCGGUACAUUAACGAUUGGUACUUGGAUUCUUGUGCUGUCGAACAACCCAUCAAAACUCGGCUUGUUCGCGGCACAUCCGCCACUACAGACUUUGGCAAUUGCAUGUUUUGGACUAGGCAUUUUGCUGCUCCAGCCCACGUCGCAACCGAAGACGAAGGCGCGCGGGCUUACUCGGCACCAGCUUGUGAUUCUUGGAAUCGGCUUGCCUUCAAUCAUCGUCGGCACCAGUGUCAUUUACGCAAACAAAGUGAUUCAUGAAUCAGACCAUUUUACCACCUGGCAUGCCACCUUUGGCUUAAUUGCGGUCGUAUGGAUGAUAGGCCAGAUGUUAUUAGGUGGACUUAGUGUGUGGUUUGGUGGACGUGCAUUUGGUGGAGGUAUGAAGGCAAAGAGUGUUUGGAAAUAUCACCGUGCGUCUGGGUACCUCUUGUUCCCAAUGUUCCUUAUGACGGCAGCCGUGGGUGGGAAUUACUCUUCGUGGGCGUCGUCGGUAGCGAGCGUUGGCGUGCGAGUGCUACUUUACACGCUGGCCCCGAUAUUCGCACUUGUGGGGCUCUGGAGCCGAAUGCGGACGUCGAAGAUGAAUUUCAGGCAGUAGUGAACUUUGAGUUUUGUUUAUCAAGUGAUGAUGAUUCUUCUCGUGUACUUUCAACUCUGUUUGUACCUCUCUCCGGCUAUGUAAUGCAUUACUCGCGGGAUUCGGCG